UGAGUUUUGUUUACUAGCUGGAAAAUGGAUUUUAGUCGAGUUUACAUGUGUGUAGAUGCAAAAAUUUAACUUUUAAACAGAUGAUGCACAAGUAAAUGGCUUCGAAACCUUUCACCCCAGAAGAGGCGAGGAGGAUUGUCCAGUUUCUACAAAAACCAGCUGUGUUCCUGAACAUGACCAAAGACUGGCCAGCAUUACACUGGACUGUGGAGCACCUGUCAACUUGCCUUACUGAGAGGGUACGAUUCCGUAUUGGAAAAAGGAAUGAGGAUAUGGCUCCUCUUUUUGAAACGGAGUGCUCCUACAUUGAAGCAACUGUUAAAGAGUUUCUGUCUUGGACUGCCAAUGAGGGUGAAUCACUUGAUGGGCCAUUUUCUGACUAUCACUGCAAGGAAUUCUGGGCUUAUGCUGAUUACAAGUACAUUGCCCAGCUUUUUCAGGACAAACCUGCCAUCUUUCAGGAUGUGAUGUGGUCUGACUUUGGCUUUGCUGGCCGAGAUGGUCGAGACAGCACACUUUGGAUUGGCACACGGGGUGCUAACACUCCAUGUCACCUUGACUCAUAUGGUUGCAAUCUUGUGUUCCAGAUCCAAGGGAGGAAACGCUGGCAUCUCUUCCCUCCCGAUGACACACCCUGCCUCUACCCAACACGUAUCCCAUACGAGGAGUCUAGCGUGUUCAGCAAGGUCAGCGUGGUCCAUCCAGACCUGAAAAAGUUCCCAGCAUUCAAAAGUGCUCGAGUCCAUACCGUUACUCUGGAGCCUGGUCAGGUUCUGUUUGUCCCCAGACACUGGUGGCACUAUGUGGAGUCUGUGGAUCCAGUGACUGUCAGUGUGAAUUCCUGGAUUGAAAUAGACAUGGACGAUGAGGCCAGAGUAGGAGAAGCUCUCACUAAGACCAUUGUGUGUGCCCUGAAGAGCGCCCCCAGCUUAGACAACGACGACCACUGGCUCAAUCCCACUGAGGACAGAGUUUCUUCUCAUGAUGAAAACAUGCAGUAUUUGAACCUAGCAGUAAAGGCCCAUCUGGACAAGAGGACAGACGACUCUGGAGGCCGGUCCCUGUUUGCAGACCAACCUAAAGCAGAGGCGGGAAAACGUGAUUCCAGUGGACUGUUAAAGACUCCAGAAUCCACUUUUGUCAUUCCCUUCGGACCUCAACUCAUUCCUGUUGUUUUGGCUCAGAAACCUAAAUGCAUCUGCCCAAAGGACACAUCUUCCUUCAACUACAAUGACCCCUCACAACCAGAACAGGGAAGUGACAGUGAAUUUUGUCAGAGAUCUGGUCAGCAUGCACACCAGGAAGUAGAAAGCUCAGGAUCCGCACAUGGAGCUGCUAGUAUGCACCUAUCCACCAAUGACUUGCUAGAGUUCCUGGUACACCCUGAUGUCAUCGCUCAAGUUACAAGGCUAAUCAUGUGCCGACAAAGAGAACUUCGGUCUUAAUUUAUACCAGAUGAACAGUAUAUUUUAUAAAUAAAAGAUCCCAUGCUGAUUACUUUUUAUUAAAUGAGUCUUUGUACAAACAAUCAUAUCAAUUGUUUAAUACUCCAUAAUCCAUUUUAAUACUUAAAAUUUUUUCCAGACCCAAAAUAAUUUGUUUGUAAAAUAUGAAGUAAGAUUAGAUGUUUACAUUUUGCAUGCGUUACGCAUUUUAUAUUUUUCAUAACACAUCGCUUGAUUUAAUUUGAUCUGCAUCAAAUACUUACUUAAUAGCCAAAUUUCUCAAUUCCUACAUAAUUAUGGAUUUUUUUUUUUUUUUGGAAAAUAACAGGUAAAAUAACAGUUGGUGGGGUGGAUCAAAUGCUAAAAUCUGCUCUGUUGUAAUUAUAUGCAUAAUUACAUCACAAAUAUUUCUUGUUUAUCCUUUCCAAUCCCUUCCAAAUUAGUACAUCAAAUCAUAGCCAUACGAUGUUAAACUGUCGUUUAGAUUAGAAAACUAAUCCCAUCUUAAUACUGCAAGAUUUACAAACAUUAUGUUAAAAAAAUGUGAGCUUUAAAAUGUGCAAAUAGCAUUGUUGGACUAAUAGUUUUAGGCAUUGAAAUUACUGAAGUUUAUACACUAUUGUUUGAGGUCAGUAAGAUUUAGUUUUUUGAAGAAAUGAAUAUUUUAAGCACAGUCUCUUUAAA
This is a messenger RNA of Pimephales promelas (fathead minnow), 2129 nucleotides long. It is a transcript of the gene hspbap1, whose product is annotated as hspb associated protein 1. Lineage: Eukaryota; Metazoa; Chordata; Actinopteri; Cypriniformes; Leuciscidae. The record is from RefSeq and is a predicted model, not a curated record.